Molecule: messenger RNA, 1345 nt
Organism: Cynara cardunculus var. scolymus (artichoke)
Lineage: Eukaryota; Viridiplantae; Streptophyta; Magnoliopsida; Asterales; Asteraceae
Product: probable cysteine protease RD19D
Exons: 4
Coding region: 59-1195 (378 amino acids)
Cellular component (GO): lysosome
Molecular function (GO): cysteine-type endopeptidase activity
Source: RefSeq, a predicted model, not a curated record
GUAAAUCAGUAAAUUAACCUUCAUUCAACCCUGCUUAUUGGUCCUCUUCCGCUAGCUGAUGGGAAGGAGAGCUUCGCCGGAAACAACAAUGGGAGGAGGAGGUGUUCUAGCAUACGCCGCUGUUUUGACCGUGCUAACAUGCGCAAUUCACGCCGUUCAUGCAACACCUCACGAUCCUAUCAUAGUCCAAGUCACUGACCAUCCGAACAACCACCUCAUUGGAACUCCGACGGAACACCGGUUCACGGCGUUCAUACAAGAACACGGGAAGCAGUACUCUACUCGAGAGGAGUACCUGCACCGCCUCGGUGUAUUUUCGAAGAAUCUCCUUAGAGCUGCCGAACACCAAUUGCUGGAUCCAACGGCGGUUCAUGGCGUUACGCCGUUCUCAGAUCUAUCAGAGGAGGAGUUCGAAACUAUGUUUAUGGGCGUGAAAGGCGGUGGAAUUGAUCGGAAAAGCAACGACGUAGGAACAGCUGCACCGCCUAUGGAGGUCAAGGAUUUGCCUGAUGAUUUCGAUUGGAGAGAGAAAGGUGCCGUUACCGAGGUUAAGAUGCAGGGUUCGUGUGGGGCAUGUUGGGYAUUCAGUACGACGGGGGUUAUCGAAGGUGCAAAUUUCAUCGCAACUGGGAAGCUUCUUACCUUGAGCGAGCAACAGCUCGUYGAUUGUGAUCACAUGUGCGAUCCAUYGGAAGAGGAUGCCUGUGACAGUGGAUGCUCCGGCGGACUUAUGACAAAUGCCUACAAUUAUCUAAUCAAGGCAGGAGGCAUCGAAUCAGAAGAGUCGUAUCCGUAUACCGGGAAGUCUGGUAAAUGCAAGUUUGAUGCUGAAAAGAUAGCCGUAAAAGUCUCGAACUUCACGAGUAUCACUGGUGAUGAGGAUCAAAUGGCUGCCCAUUUGGUGAAACACGGCCCACUCGCCGUUGGAUUGAACGCGGUGUUCAUGCAAACUUACAUCGGGGGAGUGUCGUGCCCGUUGAUUUGUUCAAAGAGACGGGUAAACCACGGUGUGUUGCUUGUGGGAUAUGGUUCGAAAGGGUUUUCGAUACUAAGGUUGGGUAACAAGCCUUAUUGGAUCAUCAAGAACUCGUGGGGAAAACGGUGGGGGGAGAAUGGAUAUUAUCGGCUUUGCAGAGGGCAGGGCAUGUGUGGUAUGGAUACGAUGGUCUCGGAAGUUAUCACGGCAAAGUCGUAGAAACUUUUAGGUAAAUGUAUACUAUGCCUCUUUAUUUACGUCGGUAAAACACAGGAAGUUACUUUGAUAGUUACUACAUGCUUUUAAAAUGUUGUGUUGUGUUUGUUUUUAUGGGGUGUUGUGUUGGUAAAACUGGGGAGUUUUUGGAAA